Acaulospora morrowiae is the source of this 5394-nucleotide messenger RNA. Lineage: Eukaryota; Fungi; Glomeromycota; Glomeromycetes; Diversisporales; Acaulosporaceae. The record is from the annotation of a GenBank genome assembly.
AUGUUGACAGAAAGUCUUCCUUAUGCUUCGGUCUUGAGUGACGAAGCUGAGCAUACGUUGAAUGAAAUUGUAACGCAGCUAUGUUCUGCUGCGAAAGCACAAGAUUGGGGACCGGGCUGUGGUCAUUGGGUGAAACAACUUAACGGUUAUUUAGAUCUCAGGCACCCUUUAACACGUCAGACUCGCGCUCAAUUGGCAAAAGUUCUGUUUGAGCUCGUUAUCACACCUGGAAUUGAUGCCUCACACGCAGAAGUAUUUGCCAAUACUUGUGAUCGGUUGUUCGACUGGUUGAACAUGCCCAAAGCAACCGAAGAUAUUCUCGCCGAGGUACUCCCUCUCCUCAAUGCCAAUUCCGUUGGAGAUGCUUUCACCGUACAAUCCUAUCUCGUUAGGUUUCUUCCUACCAGAGAGUCGGAGUUGCCAAAGUACUCUCCAUCUGCAUGGUUGCCCACGAUAUUCUCACUCUGGUGUAUUGCACCCGGGUCAUUGAUCUAUCAAACCGAAUUCAUUGAUCUUGUCGCUCGCGUUGCUGAGGAUAAUGUCGGCGUGGAAAGUAGUAAUCCUGAUCUGAUUGGAAUUUUCACACUUGCUCAAGUCAAAAUCGUGUUUGCAACUGGGGCGAAAAUGAUGGACCUACCAGUAGGUAGCACCAGCAAUGGCAAUAGCAAUUCUGGAAGGGGAGGAUCAAGUAUGGGUUGGCCUUCAAAAAUUGAUCACAAGACUGGUAGCGCUAUGUUGUUAAGAAAAAAAGGGGAUAAAUUUAAAAUGUUGGCUAGAUUUAUCGUAUACACGAUCUUUCCUCCGUCCGGAAAUCCAAAUGAAAAAGCAACCCUCACAUACCUAGCAAAUAUGAUCCAAGCGACAGAGUCUUUUUACCAUCCAAGUAACUACGGAAGAUGGACUUUUUCGAUUGUAAGGUUUCUGCAAUUUCUUGGCUGGGAAUUUUUAAAGAGGUGGACGGAUGAACAAAAGCCAAAAUGUAAAACCCCCGUGUCACGAAAAUUAACGCCCGAACUUAGACGUCAAUUCGUUAUGAUUCUUAGAGGGGUCACAUUCUUAUCAAUGUUUGGUAAGGAUCCAUUAUCGGUUGGAUCGAGCCAGGCAGCAUUAAAAUAUUUAUCCUGGUUAGAACCUUCGUUGAUAUUCCCUGGACUGUUGGAGCGUGUUUAUCCCUCUCUAGAAACUUUGACUGAGACUCAUAGGACAACAUCGUCAAUUUCGGCACUUUCUCUUCUGGCUAUUCCACUUUUUUCUCGCGCUCAUUACCCUGCUGGUGGUAAACAUCUAGCGCCACUUCUACAUUUGACGAUUCCUGGUAUCGACAUGAAUGACCCGGUCAAAACAAUAUCUUCUUUAAUUUUUUUGACCCACGCAAUUAUGGGUGUUCCUUUGAUAGACUUGACCGAUGGAAAUUCCAGUAUGUCUGGCACCGCGGAGUUUGAAGAAUGGCUUGCAAAAUUUUUAAGACGUGUUUUUACUAUCUUUGAAAAUCUUCCCGCAAACGAUGGCGGAAAGAUGAACCUACACAAUAUGGAAACUGGAUUAAUCACUGUAUUGUUGCAUGCUUGUGAAAUUGUUGGCACCCAAAUGUCCGAGAAACUUCAAGAUAUGGCGCUAAAAAUGGUUAUCAAUUUUGCAUCCACCACGAUACUUCAAAAUUCCAUAAAACCAAUGGGGUACUUAUGUUCUACUUUAACAAGUCCAAAUAGGAAAAAGGCACUUGAUCAAUUCAUUCCUCUCUGUCGUUCAAAUAUUCUAGAUGAACUUAAGCAUGGUGCUUCAUCUACGCCAACAUCCUCCACACAUCACAUACAAUCCGAUACCACACUUCACUGGUAUCAAUGUAUUUUGUACCAUGUUGCGAUGUCUAGUGGUGCUGAUCUACUCAACUAUAAAGAAGAUCUGCUGGAUCUCGCCAAAGAGAUGGUGGAGAGAUGCCGUUCCAGGAAAGGAUACAUGUGGGCGGGAAAAUUUUUGAGAAUGAUGUUGGUUGCUUUAACUCAAAUAUAUCCAUUGGAAUGUCGAAAUGUUGAUCCUGGACGUUGGAACUCUGAUGACUUCCAACAAAACCAUCACAAAUAUUGGGUUCAACCAGGGGAUCCAGAAAAUAUUAACAUCGAUUGGCAUAUUCCAUCUGAUCCCGAGCUAGACUUUGCGAUGGAGAUUUUGGACACUUUUUUGCGACCGACUAUGCAAAAACUAGAGGACUUAAUGGAUCACGGAGUUGAUGAGAAUAGAAAGGUGUCAAACGUGUCCCAUGAAUUUUGUCGCUUAUUGAGCAUUAUUCGGAAUUGUCUUAGCGGAAUGAACACAUUGGUAGAAGAUGACGGUGACGUUGAAACUUCUGACUACAAGGAUGAAGAAACCGAAGCCGUUCGUCCGACAAAAAGUAUAUAUGCGGGGUAUUGUUUUACCGAUCCAAAAGAUCCACGCAGGGAAAUCGCCAGGCAAUUGCGAAAAGACUUGGGGGUUUUUUUGCAUAAACUGGCCACAUACUUUCGAGGUUCUAGAGAGGACAAUGUGGAAAGUUUGAAAAUUCUUCUCAAAGCUAUUAAGAUUUAUCUUACAGAUCGCGGUGUGGAAAAGGCCAAGUAUGAGGCGAGCAAGCGUGGUUAUCAGUAUGCCAAAGGAAUGCUGAAAGCUCCACAUCACGAUAAAAAGUACCCUCGUUAUUUAUUGGUCAAACGAGCUUAUCAGCAACAUUUGUGUCGUUUGAAAUUAAAUGCCUAUGGUAGGGCGAGAACAAAAUUACAUGAUGAUCUACUUUUAGAUUUGGUAGAGUUAUCGUUGAGCUCUUAUCGAGACAUAAGAAAGAUAUCACAGUCUUACCUCACAACUGCAUCCCGAUGCUUCAUUGGCGCAAAGCCUCUUAUCAUUCCUGUAUUGUUAGAGGCUCUAAAAUAUAACGAGGAAUUAAAUUCAAAGAGGAUGAAAGGUGCACUGUAUUUAUUGGGAUCAAGAACUUAUAUGUAUACGUGUUUGAGGGAUUGGAGAUUUGUACCUAAAUUUAUCACGCGAAUAUGCCAAGCCCAACACGAUGACAAGCAUUCAGUGCAAGAAAUGAUUCGCAAAGUUUUUUACGAUUACCUACUGAAUUACAACAAUACCGCAUUUAAAACAAUUUUUACUGACGGAUUGAACGAUGCAAUUUGCCGGUUGAUGGAAACUCUUUCAUUAUCAUUCGACGAAGGAAGGCUUAAGAGAAUCAAAGAAAAAACAGAACAGAGAAUGCAGUUGCAGAAAAAAAGUUAUUUCGAGCUUGUUGAAGAUCUCCUGGAACUGGUAAAAUCAGACAGUCUUCAUUGGCGAUUUGCUUCUAUGGCGGCCAAUUUCUUGGAUUUUUUGAUACGACCAGAAGCUCCUCCAACAUCACAAUUAGCGGAAUUUGCUGUUAAAAGUUUGAUUUCUGAACAUCCGGCUUUGAGAAGAAUUGCAAUAUCAACAACAACGAGAGUAUUAUUUCAUAUCAAGCAAAGAACCUUUAACAAGGGCGACCUCGAGUUCACUGCAACAAGUGAAACAAUUAAUCCGUUAAAAACAACCAUUGUUGUUCCAAAGCCUUUGCCGGAAGGAUAUACAAAUGAAUAUUUACUUUCAAGUCUGACUCCAAUCAACGAGAGCAAUGAAAAGAAUAUAUACUUCCUAGACAAAGUCUAUAUUGGUUGGUACGUUUGGCCUGACAAAAUAACAGUUUAUACACCACGUACUUCGGCUACUAUAAUACCUGAUAUUGAACUCGCAUCUCAACCCGCUUACCAUAAAUUUCUGGAAAGCUUUGAAUCACCGAAAUUCUGGUCUUCUUUAUUAGAUUAUUUGUCACAAGAGUCUUCAAGGGAUAGAGAAGAUAAUUUCUCUAUCAUAAAUGCGCAUCUUUUUAAAAGUAUCUUUCAGAUGUACGAAGACAGGUUUCUAGAUAUUGUCAAACCGGAGAUGCAAAGAUUGUGCGAAUCGACGGAAAAAAAUCAGCAACGUGCAGCGUCCGAAAUUUUGGGGGGUCUCAUAAGAGGAAGCAAACACUGGCGUAUAGAAAAUUUGCAAUCAAUGUGGAGUUGGUUAAUUCCGGUAUUAGAUAAAACGUUUAACUCGAUUACAUCAGAUUCUCUCAUAUAUUGGGAAAGAUUUCUGGGCUACAGUUUACGUAAUCGAGACCCUCGACGUGUCCUUCCUCUUGUCGAACUUGUUUAUGGCUCAGCUCUAGAUCCCAUCUCACGUACUUCCUUCGCAGAAUCAAAGAAACUAUAUUUUGUUCGCGCCCUUAUUAGUUCUUUUUCAUGGCGCAUAAUACCAAGAUCUCAACCAUUGCUCGAUCAUUAUUUUGAAAACGUCCGCCAUUCGUACAAGCAAGUGCGCGAUGUGUUGGCAGCCAAUAUCAAUUUAUUAUUGCAGGUGCAAUGGCACCCUUCGGUUAAUAACAUUGAUGAAAUUAUUGAAAAUAAUAUUAGAAUUGGAGACGGUGUGGGUCUCAUUCCUGUCACUCUGCAUACCAAUUUACAACAAAAAGUAGAAGAAUUAGUGCAAUCAUUAGAAACAUGGCGAGCCGAAAAAAAGCCAGCUGCGGCUGGAUCCUCCGAAUACGGAAAUGCUAGCAAGACAGUUCUCUCUUGGAUUUAUGAUGCUCUCACGGUUUGGCAAGCAUCUGGAACCUAUCCUUUGAUCAUUCCACUACUACCUUCGAUAUUUUUGAUGCAAGACGUAAAUGACGAUCAAGACCUUCAAUCCGUGGCAGCUCAUGUCUUAAAUAUCAUCGCUUCCUUCCCAUAUCCUCCUGACAUGGUGUCAUUGAUGAUCGACAAAUUUGUCGAAAUACUGAUUGAAACAUCCAGCUGGCGUAUACGAGUAAAAGCACUUCCGGUGUUACAAGUCUUCUUCUUUAAACAUUUGUUUAUGUUAAGUAAAGAAGAAAUGAUUAAAGUAAUGGACGUUGUCUCUGGAAUGUUAAAAGACACUCAAAUCGAGGUACGUCAAUUGGCGGCAAUUACAUUAUCAGGUUUAAUACGAUGUUCGCAAAGGGACGCUAUAGAUACUUUAAAAGAACAAUUUUACAAGUUGUUGGAGGUUAAGAUUCCAGCGAGAAAACGAAAAGGACAGGGACCCCGACCGGCAUUGCCCCAAGGUUUUCAGGAGGCUGUUCUUACACGGCAUGCAGGAGUUCUUGGUUUGUCAUGCCUGGUUGAUGCUUUUCCAUACGAAGUUCCUAAAUGGAUGCCAGAAGUUUUAUUAAAAUUGGCAGAUUGUAUAUCAGAUCCUGCACCAAUUCAGACAACUGUAAAGAAGACGUUUACUGAUUUUAAGAGAACGCAUCAAGAUACGUGGCAUGAAGAUAUGAAACAAUUCACAGAAGAUCAAUUAUCACAUCUAUCCGAUAUGUUAAUCUCCCCCUCUUAUUACGCCUAA